Molecule: messenger RNA, 3706 nt
Organism: Brienomyrus brachyistius
Lineage: Eukaryota; Metazoa; Chordata; Actinopteri; Osteoglossiformes; Mormyridae
Gene: slc4a7
Product: solute carrier family 4 member 7
Biological process (GO): regulation of intracellular pH; transmembrane transport; monoatomic anion transport
Cellular component (GO): plasma membrane; basolateral plasma membrane; apical plasma membrane
Molecular function (GO): sodium:bicarbonate symporter activity; solute:inorganic anion antiporter activity; monoatomic anion transmembrane transporter activity
Source: RefSeq, a predicted model, not a curated record
UUGGUGCAAAGCGGCGUCUCUCCGAAAGGGACGGAGCCCUCUCUCUUCUCCCCCUUUUUUGUUAAUCUAUAUGAAAAUGCCAGUCUUUCGCAUUACCGGUGACAAUUACGCGGGGCAUUAUUCCUAAAAUCAUACUCCGAUCAGUGUGAGGCAGGGUGGCCGAAGAGACCAUAGCCGAAGGACAUGGAGGAGGAGAACACCGAGCAGAUGAGCCCCCUCCUGACCUCGGGACAUGAUGAGGAGGCUGUCAUUGACCUGGGGAAGACCAGCUCCACCUUAAACACAAACUUUGAGAAGGGAGGAGCUUGAAAGUCACCGAGCCGUGUACGUCGGCGUCCACGUCCCGCUGGGCAGGCAGGGCAGGCGCCGGCACCGGCACCGCGGCCACAAGCACCACCGCAAGCGGCGGGAGCGGGGGGGCUCCGACCGCGAGGACGGCCGCGAGUCGCCCACCUAUGACACGCCCUCCUCAGCGGGUCCAGUUCAUCCUGGGCACCGAAGACGACGACGAGGAGCACAUUCCACAUGACCUCUUCACAGAGCUGGACGAGCUGUCCUUCCGGGACGGGAGCACCUACGAGUGGAGGGAGACGGCCAGGUGGUUGAAGUUCGAGGAGGAUGUGGAGGAUGGCGGCGAGCGCUGGAGCAAGCCCUACGUGGCCACGCUGUCGCUGCACAGCCUGUUCGAGCUGCGCAGCUGCAUCCUGAACGGCACCGUCAUGCUCGACAUGCGGGCAAACACCAUCGAGGAGAUCGCAGACAUGGUGAUCGACAGCAUGGUGGCAUCUGUGCAGCUGGACGAGGGGCUGCGUGAGAAGGUGCGUGAAGCCAUGCUAAAGCGACAUCACCACCAGAGCGAGAAGAAGCUGAGCAAUCGCAUCCCGCUGGUGCGCUCCAUCGCCGACAUAGGCAAGAAACACUCCGACCCGCAUUUGCUCGAGCGCAACGGUGAGAGUCCUGGCUGUUCUGCUUACAACUCACAUCUAACUGCAGAGUUUGGGCCCCCCCCUGUGGGCAUUAAUGUUGUAAACCUUGGCAGCCGAGAGAACAGCACCGUGGACUUCAGCAAGGUGGACAUGAACUUCAUGAGGAAGAUCCCGCCAGGAGCCGAGGCCUCCAACGUGCUGGUGGGCGAGGUAGACUUCCUGGAGAGACCCAUCAUCGCCUUCAUCCGCCUGGCCCCCGCCAUUCUCCUCACGGGCCUGACGGAGGUGCCCGUGCCCACCAGGUUCCUCUUCCUGCUUCUCGGGCCAUUUGGCAAAGGGUCUCAGUACACCGAAAUCGGGAGGUCUAUCGCCACGCUGAUGACAGAUGAGAUUUUCCACGACGUGGCGUACAAGGCCAAAGACCGGAAUGACCUCCUGUCCGGCAUCGACGAGUUCCUAGACCAGGUAACCGUGUUACCGCCCGGGGAAUGGGACCCCAAGAUACGGAUCGAGCCCCCGAAGAACGUCCCGUCUCAGGAGAAGAGAAGGAUGCCCCCCCUGCCGAACGGCUUGGUGGGGGCCUCGGAGUCAGAGAAGGAGGUGGAGCAUCAUACAGGGCCGAGCUCCAGCGGACAGACGGUGAGGGUCUUCGGCGGCCUGGUGAGGGACGUGAAGCGGAAGGCCCCCGUCUUCUGGAGCGACCUGCGCGAUGCGCUGAGCCUCCAGUUUGCCUCCAUCCUCUUCCUCUACUGCGCCUGCAUGUCGCCCGUCAUCACUUUCGGCGGCCUGCUGGGCGAGGCGACCAAGGGCAACAUCAGUGCCAUCGAGUCCCUGUUUGGGGCCUCUCUGACAGGUGUUGCCUACUCCCUGUUCGCGGGACAGCCUCUCACUAUCCUGGGCAGCACUGGGCCCGUCCUGGUCUUUGAGAAGAUCCUCUUCAAGUUCUGCAAGGACUACGGCCUCUCCUACCUGCCCUUACGUACCAGCAUAGGCCUGUGGACGGCCUUCCUGUGCCUGCUGUUGGUUGCCACGGACGCCAGCUCGCUGGUCUGCUACAUCACCCGCUUCACAGAGGAGGCCUUCGCCUCUCUCAUCUGCAUCAUCUUCAUCUACGAGGCGCUGGAGAAGCUCUUCCAACUGGGUGAGGUCUACCCCAUCAACAUGCACAGCCACCUGGACAACCUGACCUUCUACACGUGUACGUGUUCUCCACCUGUCAACGGCACUCCUGAGGCCGUGCGGCGCUGGAAUCAGUCUGGCUUCACAGCAGAGUCUGUUCCCUGGAGCGAUCUGGAUGUGACCACAUGUAAGGAGUUUGACGGCGUGUUUGUCGGCCUGGCCUGCGGACAGCAUGGACCCUACAUCCCAGAUGUGCUCUUCUGGUCUGUCAUCCUCUUCUUUACCACGUUCUUCCUCUCCACCUUCCUCAAGCAGUUCAAGACCAAGCGCUACUUCCCCACGAGGGUUCGCUCCACCAUCAGUGACUUUGCGGUGUUCAUCACCAUCAUGAUAAUGGUCCUGAUUGACUACCUUGUGGGCAUCCCCUCUCCGAAGCUGCGUGUCCCCGAUCGCUUUGAGCCCACCUCCAGCAAUCGGGGCUGGCUCAUCUCCCCGCUGGGGGACAACCCGUGGUGGACGCUGCUGGCGGCUUCCAUCCCGGCCCUGCUCUGCACCAUCCUCAUCUUCAUGGACCAGCAGAUCACGGCAGUCAUCAUCAACCGGAAGGAGCAUCGACUCAAGAAGGGCUGCGGGUAUCACCUGGACCUGCUGGUGGUGGCGGUGAUGCUGGGCGUGUGCUCCAUCAUGGGCCUGCCCUGGUUCGUGGCCGCCACCGUGCUCUCCAUCUCGCACGUCAACAGCCUGAAGCUGGAGUCGGGCUGCUCGGCCCCCGGGGAGCAGCCCAAGUUCCUGGGCAUCCGCGAGCAGAGGUUCACCGGCUUCAUGAUCUUCUUUCUCAUGGGCCUGUCAGUCUUCAUGACCUCUGUGCUCAAGUUUAUUCCUAUGCCUGUUCUCUAUGGGGUCUUUCUGUAUAUGGGUGUGUCAUCGCUGAAAGGUAUCCAGUUGUUCGACCGGAUCAAACUGUUCGGCAUGCCAGCCAAGCACCAGCCCGACCUGAUCUACCUACGCUACGUGCCGCUGUGGAAGGUGCACCUCUUCACCAUCGUCCAGCUCACGUGCCUCAUUCUGCUCUGGGUCAUCAAGGUGUCUUCGGCCGCCGUGGUCUUCCCCAUGAUGGUGCUUGCGCUGGUGUUUGUUCGGAAGCUCUUGGACUUUACCUGCUUCAGCAAGCGGGACCUCAGCUGGCUGGACGACCUCAUGCCCGAAAACAAGAAGAAGAAGGAGGAUGACAAGAAGAAGAAGGAGGAGGAAGAUGAGGAGGAAGAUGAGGAGGAGUCGGAGCGCAUGCUGGAAACAGACGAGAGCGAGUCAGCCAAGAUCCGCUUCGGGGAGCAGGAUGUCCUUAAGCUCCCAGCCAAGUCUCUCAAAGACAGCUCUGAUCCUUCCAUCGUAAACAUUUCUGACGAAAUGGCCAAAAGCGGCGUGUGGAGAGCUGUUUCCUUGUCUACUGACAGUGCCAAAGGUCUGAAGCCUAGUGCAAGUCAGGAGAAGAUGCCUGUGAAGAUCAACAUUGAGGACGAGACCAGGGAGAAGGCAGUGGAUGCAGAGACUUCGCUCUGAGCUUCGGGAGGAGGAAGAUAAGAGCUUUGGGGCUUUAGAAAGGACGACCUCAGCCAAGCGGAGGCCAGUGCCAGCGAAGCCAAAGAGGGCCCCGGGGGGGG